This is a messenger RNA of Coffea arabica (coffee), 1125 nucleotides long. Its product is annotated as vesicle-associated protein 2-1. Gene Ontology annotation, cellular component: plasma membrane; endoplasmic reticulum membrane. Gene Ontology annotation, biological process: endoplasmic reticulum membrane organization. The record is from RefSeq and is a predicted model, not a curated record. NCBI's taxonomy places the organism in Eukaryota, Viridiplantae, Streptophyta, Magnoliopsida, Gentianales, Rubiaceae.
CAUGGUAGUAUUAGGCAUCAGCAAGAAAGAGUAGAAGUUGGGGAAUUCGGACCAGAAAAAGCGACAAAUGAGGAUGAACAAUUGAGUUCCGAAAUAUUUGCUCUCUGAGGAUUCAAUUCUCUGAUCCUAAAUAUUUGCUAAGACGAAGGUUUGAAUUUUGGUUUUGUUUGAUUGAGCUUGGGGGUUAUUGUCCAAAAUCAAAGUGAAAGGUGUUGAUCCGGUGUGCUCGUCUUCACUAUGACUGGCGCUACCAACCAGUUGAUAUCCGUUCAACCUGACGAGCUCCACUUCCAAUUUGAGUUGGAGAAACAGAGCUUCUGUGACCUCAAAGUUUCAAAUACGACAGAGCAUCAUGUUGCUUUUAAGGUUAAAACUACUUCUCCAAAGAAAUACUUUGUUCGGCCAAAUACUGGUGUUAUACAACCUUGGGACUCCUGUGUCAUUAGAGUCACACUUCAAGCUCAGAGAGAGUACCCUCCAGAUAUGCAGAGCAAAGAUAAAUUCCUCCUACAAAGCACCAUAGUACCUCCAAAUACAGACGUUGAUGAGCUUCCACCAAACACGUUUAGCAAGGAAUCUGGGAAAACAAUAGAGGAGUGUAAGCUUAAGGUUGUUUAUCUCACUCCUAACUCGGUGCCUGGAAUCUCUGAAGAUGGCUUCAAACAGAGUAUUGAUGCGAAUGCAAUGUGGCGCUCUGCGAGCUUUGAUGAUAAUCAAGUCUUGCAGCGCCUGAAAGAAGAAAGGGAUGCAGCAAUGCGACAAACACAACUACUGCAACAGGAAUUGGAAAUGCUGAAGAAAAGAAGAAAUAGGAAAGGCGACCCAGGAUUUUCCAUGGUGUUUGCUCUUUUUGUGGGAUUGAUUGGCCUCAUGGUUGGCUUCCUCUUCAAGCUGUUAUUUUCUUCACCUUCUGCAGAAUAACUUUGCUCCAUCUUAUACUCUCAGGAUACAGAUUUUGCUCCCAGUUUCCAUGUAUAAUUCAGAUCAUGGCUUUGAUUGAUUGGAAAGCUUGCUUAGUUUGAUCUUUAUUUCUGUAAAUUCUUUUAUUGGAUAUUGUUACUUGUUCAGUUCGUUUUAGGAAAUAUUAAUCUCCUUGAGUGUGUUUGAUCACACAGUUACAUGCUC